AUGAAUUUGAGUAUUGAGAAGCACCCCAUGUGCUUCAUAUCGCGUCUAACAGGAAAUUACGUGAAUGAGCAAGAAAGUGGUUCAGACCUCAUACGAGGUCACAGAACGUCGAGACUCACUGCUGGGCUUCACAAGUGCUCUGGGAGAGUGGAGGUGCUUCAUGGAGGUUCCUGGUCCACAGUGUGUGAUGCUGACUUUGACCAGCAGGAUGCAGAGGUUGUGUGUCGAGAGCUGGGCUGUGGGAUUCCUGUGGAGGUGCUGGGAUCCGCUGCUUUUGGCCGAGGGGAGGGUCACACAGGGGCGCGGCUGGUGAACGGACCGGACUCCUGUUCUGGUCGAGUGGAGCUCCAGUACCUCAGUGACUGGGGCACAGUUUGUGCUGUAGGCUGGGAUAUGAGAGCUGCAGAUGUUCUCUGUGCACAGCUGGAUUGUGGGAGUGCUGUGGCUGUGGUGGAGGUGGACUGGUUUGGGGAGGGGAGUGGCCACAUCUGGGCCGAUGUGUUUGAUUGUCAGGGGAAGGAGGCACACCUAUCACAAUGUGGCAUCUCAUCAUGGAGUCGAGCUGCAUGCUCUCAUAAACACGAUGCUGGAGUCAUCUGUAAUGGAUCAUCCGUGGCAUUUCAUGAGGGGCGAGUGCGGUUGUCUGGAGGGAGCGAGUGUCAGGGGGAGGUGGAUAUUUAUUUCAGGCAGGACUGGAGGAGAGUUCUCCUGGACUCGUGGAGUCUGUCUGAGGCGUCUGUGCUCUGCAGACAGCUGGGCUGUGGCUCCGUGCUGAACUACCGCUCCUCUCCAUCCACCACUGAACACAAACACAUGUGUGUAACGGGUUUCAGCUGCUCUGGGAGUGAAGCUCAUCUGGGGAACUGCAGCAGUGCACAACCUGUCAACUGCAGCUCCGGGGAACAGCUGUACAUCACCUGCUCAGACCCCAGGUCCAUCAGGUUGGUCGGUUCUGGGGGAGACUGUGCAGGAAGGCUGGAGGUUUUCCACAGCGGCUCGUGGGGGACAGUGUGUGAUGACUCGUGGGAUAUUGAGGAUGCGCAGGUGGUGUGCAGACAGCUGCAGUGUGGAGUGGCCCUCAGUACCCACAUACCAGCCUGGUUUGGUCCUGGAACUGGGUCCAUAUGGCUGAAUGAGGUGGAGUGUGAGGGGAACGAGACGUCCCUGUGGAACUGCAGAUUUCAGCUGUGUGAAGAGGGUGAAUGUGGACACCAGGAGGAUGUAGGAGUCGUGUGCUCAGAGUUUAAAGAGAUCCGACUCACGGAGGGCUGUGAGGGGAAUCUGGAAGUGUUCUACAAUGGAACCUGGGGUAAUGUGUGUCACAAUCAGAUGGAUGAGGAGACAGUAAACAUGGUGUGUCGAGAGCUGAACUGUGGAAGACGUGGCAGUCUGUCAAACACUGAAGCACGAGUAAAAUCUGCUCCUGACUGGCUGGAUUAUCUGAAGUGUAGGAAACACGACUCUAAUCUGUGGCAGUGUCCAUCUUCACCCUGGGGACAGAACACAUGUGAUAAUGGUGAUGAGGUGGCUCGUAUUACCUGCACAGAUGAUGGAAAGUCUCUACGUACACAAGAAAAGUGCUCUUCAUUUCCCUCUCAGAAACACUGCUCAAAGCACUGGUCUCUCAGGCUGAGUGGAGGAGAGGGAAGCUGCUCUGGGAGGUUGGAGGUGUAUCAUAACGCUACGUGGGGCUCCGUUUGUGAUGAUCAGUGGAACAUCAGGAACGCUCAGGUGGUGUGCAGACAGCUGGGCUGUGGGUCGGCGCUGAGUGCUGAUAGGAAUGUUAGUUCUGGUCCUGGUGAAGGGACUAUCUGGCUGAACAGAGUGAAGUGUCGAGGGGAUGAGAUUCACCUGUGGGACUGUCAUCAUUCCCUGAAGAAACACACUGACUGCUCUCCUGCUGGAGUCACCUGUGCAGACUUAUCUGUGUCCACUGCUAUUACACCCACAUCAGCAACACACACCACCACAACAGUAACUCAGUUAAUGAGUAUUACCGCUCUAAACCCGCCAUCUGACGCUCCAUCCACCCCUCCACUGGUUCUCUUUGGUUUGGGAACGCUGCUCUUCCUGGCCUUAGUGCUUUUGGUGGUACUCUUUGACCAGAACAGAGUGCUCAGGAGAGUUCUCUCUAAGACUCAUCCUGAGGUAGUUUAUGAGGAGAUCAAUCACAGACAACACACGACUUAUGAGAUGAUCAACCACAAAUACUUAACUAGAAGAACCAUGAUCUCCACUCAAAGAGGAAGUCUCCUCUCUGAAGAACAGCAUUCUGGGUAUGAGCAUGUGGAUGAUGAGCUUCUCUCAGUAAAGUCUGGGACUGGAGAAAAGGCUGAGUAUUAUGAUGACGUCAUCGACACCAGUGACUUCAUAAGUGAUACAGGAAGAGUUGACCCACCAGAGGACUACGAUGAUGCCGUCACUGCUGGACCGAUCCCUGAUAACGUGGAUGAGGAUGAAGCUGAGAAUUAUGAUGACGCCGUUACAGCUGAUCAGAAGUCAGUUAUACUGACAGGCCUGCCAUGA
Messenger RNA from Ictalurus punctatus (channel catfish), 2526 nucleotides. RefSeq names its product antigen WC1.1. Lineage: Eukaryota; Metazoa; Chordata; Actinopteri; Siluriformes; Ictaluridae. The record is from RefSeq and is a predicted model, not a curated record. Gene Ontology annotation, cellular component: membrane. The coding region runs from base 1 to 2526 and encodes 841 amino acids. The transcript is spliced from 16 exons.